GUCCGACGGAUGUGCGGUCACAGCAGUGGCUUGGAGGGCCAGUCCUUUGCGGACGUCGUUGCCAAGGAUGCCGCUGGCUGUCCGCCGCCGUGCGGUCCAGCUUCGAGGGUCUUCAACAGCGUUGAGAAGCUCGUGGCGCACGAGCGCGCCGUCUUGGGCGCGGUCACCUACGCCGCCAAGGCGGGCCACGGUGCGCGGCUCCGCUGCCGCAUGGCGCCCGCGGGCGGGGCUUCGCGCGGCUGUCCCAGCGCCGCGGGCGCCGCCGCCGCAGCCAAGGGCCGCGUCGCCGCGGCCCGCGCGGCGGCCGCGGGGCGCGCUGCAGUGGCCGAUGCCGCUGCGCGGGCCGUCUGCGAGGCGAGGGCAGCUCCCCUGCGACCGUCGUCGGGCCCGCCGGGCGCCGACUGGCUGGCCGCGCUGCAGACGCGCGUGCUUGCCUGCGAAGGCCGUGGGCCCGCCGCGCCCGCGCGGUAG
Messenger RNA from Prorocentrum cordatum, 471 nucleotides. The record is from the annotation of a GenBank genome assembly. Lineage: Eukaryota; Dinophyceae; Prorocentrales; Prorocentraceae.